UUUGUAGAUCUCUGAUCUUUGCAAUAAAAGAUCUUCUUGAAUUCCAGAACACAAAUCUGCAGAAGAGCUAGUCUUGUUAGUAGUGUUCAUUAAUUCUUGAAGAUCUUUUGCACAAUAUAUAUAUUAUCAAUUAAUAUAUAUAAUGGCAAGAAUGUCAGAUUCCCUUGUGAUAGGAAGAGUAGUUGGGGAUGUGAUAGACUGUUUCUCCCCAAGUGUUAAGAUGUGUGUAAUUUACAACCCAAACAAGCAUGUCCACAAUGGCCAUGAGUUUUUUCCAUCCUCUGUCACCACUAGACCUAGGGUUGAGGUUCAUGGAGGUGAUAUGAGAUCCUUUUUUACACUGAUUAUGACAGACCCUGAUGUUCCCGGCCCUAGUGAUCCAUACCUUAGGGAGCACCUACACUGGAUAGUCACAGACAUUCCAGGCACAACGGAUUCCUCAUUUGGAAGGGAAAUAGUGAGCUAUGAGAUGCCGAGGCCAAAUAUUGGGAUUCACAGAUUUGUGUUUGUGCUUUACAAGCAAAAGAGAAGGCUGGGAAUGGGAGUGAACGCACCAUUGUCACGUGACCGAUUCAACAGCCGCAAAUUUAGCGACGACAACGACCUCGCCGCCCCUGUGGCUGCCGUCUUCUUCAAUUGCCAGAGGGAAACUGCGGCCAGAAGGCGUUAAUUAAUUACUACUUCUCAUCUUCCAUUUCUAAAAUAAAUAUGUCAAAAUCAGCUUUCACAAACCCAAUCCCAAUAAUUAAUUAUGUAGCUUACUGGGAGCAUAUAUGCAUGCAUGCAAUGUGAGAAUGUUGGCAUAUAUAAAUACAUAAUGAAAUCCAUCCCCACCACUAUGGACGUAGUGUGUAUACAAUAAUCCAUGCAUCAUGCAUGCACAGAUAUAAUUCUGCAUGAUGUUUAAUACGUUCGGAUGUAUUAUAAUAAUGUUAUAAUGUAUUAUUGUCACCAUUUAUUUGUGGACUAAAUUUAGGGCAAUCUCAUAGGUGUGAAUUUUUUGAUGAUUUUUUUUUUUAAUUCCAUGUAGAAAAGAGGGGGAAGA
Messenger RNA from Ipomoea nil (Japanese morning glory), 1045 nucleotides. RefSeq names its product CEN-like protein 4. The record is from RefSeq and is a predicted model, not a curated record. Gene Ontology annotation, biological process: vegetative to reproductive phase transition of meristem; negative regulation of flower development. The coding region runs from base 143 to 670 and encodes 175 amino acids. The transcript has 4 exons. Gene Ontology annotation, cellular component: cytoplasm; nucleus. Lineage: Eukaryota; Viridiplantae; Streptophyta; Magnoliopsida; Solanales; Convolvulaceae.